Molecule: messenger RNA, 2558 nt
Organism: Pangasianodon hypophthalmus (striped catfish)
Lineage: Eukaryota; Metazoa; Chordata; Actinopteri; Siluriformes; Pangasiidae
Gene: baiap2l1a
Product: BAR/IMD domain containing adaptor protein 2 like 1a
Exons: 14
Coding region: 241-1665 (474 amino acids)
Biological process (GO): positive regulation of actin filament polymerization; plasma membrane organization; actin filament bundle assembly
Cellular component (GO): nucleoplasm; cytosol
Molecular function (GO): protein binding
Source: RefSeq, a predicted model, not a curated record
UCGCGCUCGCGCUCAGUCCUCACUGGCAUCUCUGCGCGCGCGGGGUGGAAAAAACAUAAAGCUCGUGUAGGGUUUUGUUGUUACGAGGCGACUGGAGAAACCAGCUGUAUGUUACCAGCUGAAGGAACACGAUAAAACUCGCUAAGUUUCGUCUGGGAAUUUGGGAAAAGUUCAAGCGAAGUGAUUUUUUUUUCAGUUACUUUUUUCCCCUCUAGUGUUUGAAACGAUUUGGUGGCCAAAAUGUCGCGAGACCCGGACGACGUGACCAAGCUCACUGAAAGCACUUAUAAGAGUGUGAUGGAUCAAUUCAACCCAGGACUGCGCAACCUUGUAAUCCUGGGGAAGAACUAUGAGAAAUCAGUAACAGCGAUGACGCUUGCUGGAAAGACGUAUUUUGAUGCCGUCUCGAAGAUUGGAGAGAAUGCUGCUGUGUCACCAGUCUCCAGAGAGCUGGGGGUGGUCCUGAUGGAGAUUUCUGAAAUGCACAAGAAGGUUCAGAUGGAGUUGGAGGAGUCUUUCAAAAGGUUCCAUAGAGAACUCAUUGCAGAACUGGAGAAGAAAACAGAUAUGGAUGUCAAAUACAUGACUGCCACAUUCAAAAGAUACCAGUCAGAACACAAAAUGAGGCAAGACUCGCUGGAUAAAUCACAGGCAGAUCUGAAGAAAUUGCGUCGAAAAAGCCAGGGAAAGCAUUCCAGCAAGUACAACCUUAGGCAAAAUGAGUAUCUGGAGACGAUUUCCUCGCAGCAGACAGACAUGCAGAAGUUCAUAGCAGAUGGCUGCAGGGAGGCCCUGGUGGAAGAGAAGAGGAGGUUCUGCUUCCUGGUGGACAAACACUGUACCUUCUCCUAUCAGAUGGCAGAGUUUCAUGACAAAGCGAAGGAGAUACUCUCUCUGAAGCUGCCCAGCUGGCAAAACAAGUGCAGUGAUGCCCUCCAGGUGCCAGACAAUAUAAUAUCCAUGAUCGAGGGCAUGCGCAACACACCCAAGUCUUCACCUCUCAUGGAGCAUUUUGACAGGAAUUCUGACUCCAUGGUUCCUCCACCAGCCCCGCCGCUGAAGGCUCAGACCAGUCCAUUGGCAAAUAUGUUCUCACAGGAGAUCCCCAUAAGCCCAGUGUCCCCAGAGCCUUACUCAGACCAAGACAGUCUGGAUGGCAGUAGCAUGUCCAGAUCCACAUCUGUGUCCAGUGGUAUGAACUUAAUAAAGAAGCCACGAGUGCAGACCAUUUUCCCACACACAGCUGGCAACAACGUGUCCCUGCUCAGCUUUGACGAUGGAGAAAUCAUCACUUUGCUGAUUCAGGAAGAGAAGGACGGUUGGCUCUAUGGGGAACUGGAGAAAAAUGGCCAGAGAGGCUGGUUUCCAUUGUCAUAUUGCCGACCUUACAGCGAGCCUGUAAUCACAAACCUCAUGAAUGUGGCAGAUCUCUCUAAGCAGUCUGAAGAGGAAGAGGAGGAGGAGGAGGAGGAAGAGCAGCCUGUGCUUCUGCCUCCCCCUGACUAUGGUGACUCAUCCAGGAAGCCCUCCACCCCCUCACCACAGAACACGGUGUCGUUGUCAAAUGGCACAUCGAAGCCUCCUUUCCUAGGAGGUGGGAAUCCCUUUGCCACAGUCAGGUUGCGGCCCACGGUUACAAACGACAGAUCAGCGCCAAUCAUCUAACGCCAUUCAGCAUGAGCCUCCAUGUCGAUUUGGGCCUCACUUUCUUUUUGGUUUUUCAUUUACAGCUGUUUGGGCUGCAGUUUUGAAAUUAAAAGGGCUUAAUCAUAAAUGCUUUUAAUGUUACAUUUUAAUUGCACAAGCCCAAGUUAACAUGUGAAAUUGCAUGGAUUUUAAUUAAUGAUCAAUUUGUUUUACAGUUACUAUAGGUUCAACUGAAUUCCUUUAUACAAAAGCCAAAAGUGUUUUCUUAUGUUCUAUCAAUAUAACACAUUGUUUGACCAUAUUGGUCUUUGUAGCUGUUAAACCGUGACAGUUCUUAGUGUAUCUGUCUAGCCUUAUGUUAGAAGCCACAGCUUGAUCAAGAUCAAGUUUAAAUAUGUAAACUGCAGAUAUCACAAUUUAUGUAGAAUGCUAGAUGAAUAUACAAUAUUCUGUAUGGUAUGCAGUAACAUCUGUUCUUGUUAACUUUGUGUUGUAUACAAAAAUACAAAUUUUUCUAAUGUUGAGUGUUUUCAUGUUUGGAACGAGGUAACUAUAAAAGCACAUUUAUGUAACACGGUGAUUUAUUUCUCCAAAUUUAGAAUAGAAUCCUGCCUGGUGUUGACUGUGUACCAGGGAAGAUAACAGCGUAGCUCAAUAUACAAUGUAAAAAAACGGGUUCUGUCAGUGAUGCCUAGUUAAACCGAUGUGUAUUCUUAUUUUUAAUUUAACAAAUGUCAUUUAUAAAGGGAAGUGUCUUAAUCAAUGUUGUUAGAUAUAUUUUAUUUACUCCUGUUUUAACAUAUAUAUAUAUAUAUAUAUAUGGGGUACCAUUUUAUUCUGUUUUAUCAUUGAUUGUUUGUGCUAUUUUCUGUCAAACAGCACUGGAAUAAAAGAUAUAGGUUUUCAUAUGA